Molecule: messenger RNA, 6654 nt
Organism: Bacillus rossius redtenbacheri
Lineage: Eukaryota; Metazoa; Arthropoda; Insecta; Phasmatodea; Bacillidae
Product: thioester-containing protein 1 allele S1-like
Exons: 29
Coding region: 218-4978 (1586 amino acids)
Cellular component (GO): extracellular region
Molecular function (GO): protein binding; endopeptidase inhibitor activity
Source: RefSeq, a predicted model, not a curated record
GAGUUGUAGGCUUCCCGGCGUCGUGGCGUACGAAAUUGCAGGCGCCAGCGCGCACUCGGCCAACUGCUGUUCUACUGUUCUACAGUUCGCGGGACCGGGUAGACCUUCCGUAAAUCGGCACCACAGCGGAAAUGUGAAAUUUAAUUAACAUGCGCAGCUCCGGUGGUUAAUCUAAUAAGAAGCAUAGUUUUUUUUAAAAAUUACCUUGUUUUAAAAAAUGCAGCAGUUUUGUCAUUUUUGUAUUCUAUUUCUAAAUUCCGUCGUAAUCAGCGUACUUACGUACGGUGUUCUUGCGGACAGCGAUGUGCAGGGAAAUUACAAUAAUUCGCCGCGGUACCUGGUGCUGGCGCCGAGGACCGUGAGGCCGGGCGCGCUGUUCGGCGUGGCGGUGACCCUGCUGGCCGACCACCCUCCGGAGCUGAGGGUCGCCGCCGAGGUCAGCAGGGACGGCGACCAGGUGGCCAGGGGAGAGAAGCUCUUCGCGCCCUUCCUCGUCGACACCAUCUACCUGCAGAUCCCGUGGUCCAGCAAGGGAGGCCGCUACCGCCUCAAGGUGGAGGGAGGCGACGUCUUCGCCGAGGAGACGGACCUGCACUUCUCCCCCCGCUCACUCGCCGUGGUCGUGCAGACCAGCAAGCCCCUCUACAACUCCGGCCAGACGGUCAACUUCAGAGUCAUCCUCCUCACGACAGAGCUUACGCCGUAUGAGGAUGCAGUCGAUGUCUACGUCAUUGAUCCAGACGGGUUUGUGAUGAGGCGGUGGGUCUCCAUGCAGCUCAACAGCGGGGUGGUCAGCCACCGCUUCGCCCUGCCAGAGCUCCCCAAGGUCGGCCUGUGGAAGAUCAGGGUCCAGGCCGGCGAGCAACUGGAGGAGCAGCGCUUCAAGGUCGAGAACUACUUCACGCCGCAGUUCGAGGUGCACGUGGAGCUGCCGCCGUACGUGCUGGCCGAGGAGGAGCAGGUGACGGCCGUGGUCGCGAGCCGCUCCGAGCUGCAGAGGGCGGUGCCCGGGAACGCCACCGUCACCGUCAGCGCCAGGAGGCUGGCGGACAGCGGCUGGACGCUCGUGCGCACGGAGCACGUGUCCAUGAGGACCGGCAGACACUCGCUGCAGCUGCCCGUUGCGGACCUGGUGCGCGCGGCGGUCCCCGGCUGGAGCGGGGUGGAGCUGCGCGUGGAGGCCAGCGUCACGGACUACCUGCACGGCGGCACGGCCACCGGCUUCAGCCUCGCGCGGGUCGUCUCGGGCGCCGUGAGGCUGCGCUUCCUGGGUGCAAGCCCCCAGGUCUUCCGGCCGGGCGCGCCCUUCGAGGGACACGUUCACGUGGACCACGACGAUGGGGAGCCGCUGAGCGAGGAGAGGCUGGCGGGGUCCAGCCUGGAGGUGCGCGCGCUGGCCCGGCUGCAGUCUGGGGGGAGCAGGGAGCUGCCCCUGGCGCGGGGCUCCCCCCGGGACCCGGGGCUGCCCGCGGCCGCCGCGGCGGACGACCCCGUGUCGCUGCGCUACCGCCGCGAGGGCCUGCUCUACUUCAGGAUCGACGUGCCGGCGGACGCGAGCGAGCUGCUGCUGACGGCGCGCUACGAGGACGCGGGCGCCGCAGGGGCGGAGGGGGGGAGCAGCCCCCCCGAGGCGCGGCUGGCCGCGGUCAGGCACUCGUCGCCCCGCGGCCGGUACCUCAGCGUCCGGACUAGCUCGCCGCUUCCCCGGCCGAACGAGUUCGCCGUGUUCCACGUCAAGGCCAACUUCCGCCUGUCCGAGUUCCACUACCUGGUGCUGUCCAAGGGCCAGCUCCUGCACGCCGGGCAGCAGCCGGUGCAGGACACGCUCGGCACGGUCACCACGCUCGCGCUGCCCGUGGCGCGCCGGAUGGCGCCCGGCUUCACCCUGCUGGUUUACCACGUGGCCCCCGGCGGGGAGCUGCUGGCCGACAAGGUCUUCCUGCCCGUCGACGGCUUCCAGGGCUACGAGUGCUACGUGGAGGUGAACCAGGGAAAGGAUCGCACCAUGCGGACCGCCCAGGCGAUCAUGCCGGCCGACGCGGGAGCCUUCAUGGGGAUCAACGCCCAGCGGGCCGCCCCCUACCGCGCGCAGGCGGGGAACGACGUCAGCAAGUCGCGCGUCGCCGACAGCUUCUUCAAGUUCGAGAACUUCAGUAGGCCGGUGGCGCGCGUCACGCGGCGGUCCAGGCAGGGGCUGAAGCCGGACGAGAGCGUGUACCUGGUGACGGGCAACGACGCGCUUGACGCGCGGCAGACGUUCGCGCUGGCCGGCGUAGCCGUGUUCACAGACGCGCUCCUCCCGGAGUCCCCGUCGGACGGAAAAUGCGGCCGGAUGGAAGGAUACAUGAGCUGUUUCUCCGGAGGCUGCUUCUCCGCGGACCAGAAGUGCGACGGUCACCAGGACUGCCCCGAUCUCUCGGACGAGGCAGACUGUGAUGGAGAUGAAGAAGAUCGGUACCAUUACAUGCUGUCCAGAACAAGCAUCUCAAGCGAGCUGUACGACGCGGUCAGCGGUGAAUGGGGGUGGACGGAGAUGAACGGGGAGUACGGCGGGGAGGAGUUCCUCACCAUGGAGAUCCCGCCGGUGGGCGACGACUACUUCUUCACCGGCUUCAGCGUCAGCAAGACCCUCGGCUUCACCGCCGUCGACGAGCCCGUCCAGUUCUCGACUGUUAAGCCCUUCAUGCUGCACCUGGAGGGGCCGGCGUCGUGCCGGCGCGGGGAGCAGCUGGGGCUGCGAGCGCUGCUGCUCAACAACGACGCGCACGAGCAGCUGGCGCUGGUGCGGCUGCACGGCUCCCCUCGGCACGCCUUCGUGAGCGUCGGGCCGGGCGGCGCCGUCGCCAGCUACGGGGCGCGCCUCGAGCCGGGCGAGCACCAGCUCGUCGUCCACCUGCCGCCGUGGAGCCAGCGGCAGAUCGACAUCCCGGUGGCGCCCACGAUCGAGCAGGGGGACCUGGAGAUCACCGUGUCCGCGUCGACGCUGGUCGGCCACCGAGAGGCGGUGCACAAGCUCACGGUCCUGCCUGAAGGAGCACACAUAAACAAGCACACGUCAGUCUUCCUGGACCUGAAGAACAGAGCCAUCGUGCUUCGGUACCUGGACAUCGUCGUGGAGGAGUCCCCGAUCGUGCCAUACCAAGACUGGCGGCGAUACGUCUUCGGCAGCCCGAAAGGAACGAUCACCUUGAGCGGGGACGUCAUCGGGCCCGUGCUGCCCGCCCAGCGCCCCACCACGGCUGCGCUGCUCGGCCGGGAGAUGAAGGGCACGGUAGCGGGCGUGGUGGAGCUGGCGGCCGGCGUGUGGACGCUGCACUACCUGCGGCUCACCAACCCGCUGGGGCGGCGCCUGCUGGGGCCGGCGCUGGCCCGGGGCGCCACCGCCUUCGGCCAGGUCAUGAGGCGCUACCACCCCCGCGGCCACUUCCGCAACUGGGACGCCUCGCAGCCCAGCGUCUGGCUCACGUCAUGGACGAUAAGGACGUUCAAGCACGCUUCCUUCCCGGACUGGGAGAACAACUUGUACGUCGAGCCCCGGAUUUUCACCCAGAGCGUCGGCUGGAUCUUGGAACAUCAGGCGGAGGACGGGAGUUUUGUGGAAACCACCGCAUACGAAUAUCCUUUAGAUUUUAAAAUGUAUGCCAAGAGCGGGGAGACUGCAAACGGGACGCGGCAACACGCCAACGUCCCGCUGACCGCCCACGUACUCACCACGCUCAAUGAGGUGAUGAACAUGGUCCAGGGCGGACUGCGUACCACAGCAGCAACUGCCGCCUUGAAAGCCACGAGGUUUCUGGAGAAACACUUGUCGUCCCUGUCGGAUCCGUACGAGAUCGCCAUCUCGGCGUACGCCUUGACGAUGACGGAGAGCGCGGAGAGGGAGUACGCCUUCGGGCGCCUGCAGCAAGCCGGUAGAGAGGGCGCAGACGGCCAGCUGUACUGGUCCCGGCUGCCCAUCGGCGGCAACGCGGUGAAGAAGGAGAACCAGCGGCCGUUCCUGGAGCCGCGCGAGUACCAGGAGGGAGACUCGGCGGCCGUGGAGGCCACCGCCUACGCCUUGCUGGUCUACCUCGCCCGGGACGGCGUCACCGCAGCCGCCGAGCGGAUGGUGGACUGGCUCACUUCCGUCCGGAUGACCACCAGCGGCUUCGUGUCUGCCGUCGACACCGUGGUCACGCUCCAGGCGCUGACGGAGUACGCCUUCCGGGCCCGGAUCGCGGACAUCACCCGCAUGGACGUGUCCGUCGAGCUGCCCAGCUCCGGCUCCCGGGAGACGUUUCACAUCGGCAACGAGAGCCUCCUGCAGCUGCACUCUCUGCAGAUCCCGGGCGUGUGGGGCCACGCCAACGUGGCGGCGCGCGGCAGCGGCCAGGCGGUGGUGCAGAUGGACGUCAGCUACGGGGUGGACCGGGCCGGCCUGGUGGAGCGGCCCGCCCGCGGCUGCUUCCAGCUGGCCGUCGGCGAGUUCUACCCCCCAUCCAGGAACAAGUCCGCCGUCACCAUCGAGAGCUGCUUCAGGUGGACGAGGCGGCAGCCCCCGGUGAGCGCGGCCGCCGUGCUGGAGGUGCAGCUGCCCACCGGCUACGGCCUGCUCGAGUCGGAGGCCGUCGCCCUGGUGGCCUCGGGGGCCCACCCCACCCUGCGCGACGCCCGGUCCGUGCCGGGCAGGACCAUCUGGUUCUUCGACCACAUACCACCAGACUGGACGUGUUUCAACCACACGGUGCGGAGGUGGUUUCCCGUCGCCAACAUGACGCAACACCGGCAGGCGCUCCUGUACGAGGCUCACGCCAGAGAGCACUUCGAGCAGGUGCUGGUGAGCUCGACGCCGCUCUACGUGCUGAGCAUCUGCGAGGUGUGCGGCUCCUACCAGUGCCCGUACUGCCCGCACUACAGCACGGCCGUCCGGCCGUUCCCCGCGGCCGUCCUGCUAGGCGCGCUCGGCCUGGUCGCGGUGGCAGCCCUGGCCCCCGCCUGACCGUCGCCCGUCCCGCGACCCGCACCCUCGUCGUCACUGUCCCUGCAACACGGCGGCCCAGCUAAAUCUGUGACGAAAUUCACCUCACAUUUCCCUCACCAAAAAUUCCCAAUUUCCCCCCCUUCUAAUUUUUUUUUAAUUUACAUAUUUCGAAAAUUUUUGAAAGCAAUGGACGGUCCAUGGGCAAAAUGUAACAAGUCACUUUUUUUUUAUUUUUUUUUUUAAGUUUAUUCCGGCAAUAAACUUGAGUAUACAUAGAACAUGUCAUGCAUUUUUAAUCAUCGUCAAACUACGAUGAAAAAAAUAUGUUUGGUAAGUAAGAGAAUGACGCAAGAAAAAUUUGGGUAUUUAAAAUUCAAUUUUUAUCUAAGAGUUUUUUUUUUGUUUCUCCCGAAAAAGUGAAUUCUUGACUUGUUACCUUUUACCCAGAGACCGUCCAAAUAAAGAAACUACAGCCUGCACCAUCCACCAUAGCUGGUCUAGUCCAAACAGAAUAUUGCGAAACACCAAUUUACAUUGUGUGUGACUGUGUGCUAACCAUCAGAAAGGGGGGGAAAAAAUGCCUUCAGUCAUGGUUAAUAAAGACUGCAGUAUUAUAUUUCCCUCUAAAAUAGUUAACACUGGGGAAUUUUCAUGACUUUUCCAGGAUUUCAAGUAAAUCCUGAAUUUUCCAGACAAAUUCCAACUUUCCUGACUUUCCAGAAUGUGCACAUCCUGGGUAAUUUUUUUUUUUACUAGAUAUUUAGUAAACGUUAUCUUCAAGCUGCAAAAAUUCAUGCAAGUGAACAUAAUUAUGAACAUUUGCAUUACUUUUUAGUGCCUUUGAUAAUAUUUAGAAAAAUCUGUUCAGAAUCUUUAAGAUGCUAAUGUAAUAAAAUUGCAGGAAAAGCCCUCAAAAAUAGUAAUGACAUGACAGUUAAAUAACUAACAUGGUGUGAGACAUGAGCCUUACGAACAUUUCUAUAUAGUGUGUUGAGAACAUUUUAAGACUUGCAGGAUUUCAAAUGGACUGCAGAAAUAAAAGUGCCUGGCUUUUUAUUUCCCUUUUAAUGUCUUUUUUCAAUACCUUUUUCUUUACUACCUCUCACCAAGGUCUAAAACAUUUUUCAUUUUUUUUUUACUUGUGGCAGCAAAAUUUCUAUCAAGAGAAGCCUAUUUUUGAGACUAAAACAGAACCACAAUGAAAAUUCUUGACUUUUUUCACCCCAUAAACACUCUCAAUAACAAAAUGUAACCAAGAAAAACAAGUUAAUUUAAACCAAAACAUAUCUUAAAAGUUAAAAUGUUAAAUAUAAAUUUAAAAAAAAAAGUCAUCUUAUUAAAACUUAAAAUUGAAAAAGUAACAAGACUGUUUAAAGAGCUACAAAUUUUAUAUAAGUACAGUAUUCGAAUAAUGUUUCGUGCCAGUUAUUUUAAUUUUGUAUAUUCACAACGAAAGAGCGAAUGUUGUAACUAGAAAGUGAGAAAAUGAGUAAUUGAAUUGCUUAUGCUUUAAACACGGCAGAGUAAAUGAAAGUAUGGAUUCAAUGUGUCUGCUGAAUUCUCUUUUACAAACUAUGUUAAUCAGUGCAGUAGCCAAAAUUUGUCAUAAGCAAAUGCAGAAUUGUAAAUACAGUAACAUUUAUGAAAUGUACAAUUUUUUGUCUAUGCUAAUUAUAUGUGUGUGUUACUGCCAA